This is a messenger RNA of Australozyma saopauloensis, 687 nucleotides long. RefSeq lists its product as uncharacterized. Bases 1 to 687 code for a protein of 228 amino acids. The record is from RefSeq and is a predicted model, not a curated record. Gene Ontology annotation, cellular component: nucleus. The transcript has a single exon. NCBI's taxonomy places the organism in Eukaryota, Fungi, Ascomycota, Pichiomycetes, Serinales, Metschnikowiaceae.
AUGUCCGAUCACACCCAUGACCACUCGCACAGCCAUUCACAUGGCCAUAGUCACGAGCCUCCGGCAGAAACCUAUUCUGCGCAGCUGGUUAAUCUGAAAAUCGACACCACUCAGGUUGUGGGGCUAAAUGUACAGAAUGAGCCACAGGAGGUUGCGAAACUCUUCAAAGAUUCCUCUCUGAGAUAUCAAUUGAAGCCUGUGAUCAAGUCGGAUGCCGAUGAGCAGCUCAUUUUGCAUAUUCCGUUCUUGAAUGGAAGCGUCAAGUUGCACAGUAUGAUUCUACGCACCAACGGCGGCAGCUAUUGCCCCAGAACAAUCAAGUUGUGGAAGAACGCACGUCAUCUUGACUUUGACAACAUCAAUGAGAGUUCCUCUGCAUUCACGGUCACACAUCCGCAGGUCGGCGUUCCCUACGAUGAGGACGACGAAAUUCCAGAUGAGUUGGUGACGGAGUCUGAUUUCGUGGAGCACCAUUUGCCAAAACACACCUUCAGCGGUGUGCGGUGUCUCACGAUCUUUAUUGAGAACAUCUACGGUGAUGAGGAGGAGUGCCAUCUCCAUUCAAUUGAGCUACGAGGCGAGUUCACUGAGCUCACCAGGGAUCCAGUGAUUACUCUCUACGAGCUGGCGCCUAAUCCAGCAGAUCAUAAGGUUCACGAUCAGGUCAAGUAUCGCGUUGAUUAUUGA